This is a messenger RNA of Macrobrachium nipponense, 495 nucleotides long. RefSeq lists its product as uncharacterized. The record is from RefSeq and is a predicted model, not a curated record. The transcript has a single exon. Bases 1 to 495 code for a protein of 164 amino acids. NCBI's taxonomy places the organism in Eukaryota, Metazoa, Arthropoda, Malacostraca, Decapoda, Palaemonidae.
AUGGGAAAUUCUAGAGUGUGUCCUGUAAAGGCAACAAGCAGUGGGAGGAUUUCUACUGCUCUGCUGAUGGGAAAUUCUAGAGUGUGUCCUGUAAAGGCAACAACCAUACCCCGACUGGAAUUGACUGCUGCAGUGGUGUCCAUAAACCUAGCACAAGAAAUUUUGGAAGAGCUGACGAUUAAAGUGGACCAGAAAUUCUAUCACACAAAUUCUACAACAGUUCUUCACUAUAUUUUUAGUGAUGGAAAGAGGUUUCCUAUAUUUGUUGCAAAUAGAGUGAAAGUAAUUAAGAAUUUCUCUGAAAAUACACAGUGGAGAUAUGUUCAGAGUAAAGAGAAUCCUGCUGAUAUUGCAUCAAGAGGUUUCACAAGUCAGCAAAUGCUGAACAGUAACAUUUGGUUUGAUGGCCCAUAUUUUCUUAGAGGACCAGAGGAGCUGUGGAAAAAUGACAUGAUUCCACUCAAGCUGGAAUGUUUGAAUUGGAAGGAUCUAUAA